Molecule: messenger RNA, 6542 nt
Organism: Hemiscyllium ocellatum (epaulette shark)
Lineage: Eukaryota; Metazoa; Chordata; Chondrichthyes; Orectolobiformes; Hemiscylliidae
Gene: stxbp5a
Product: syntaxin binding protein 5a (tomosyn)
Exons: 29
Coding region: 245-3805 (1186 amino acids)
Biological process (GO): regulation of exocytosis; regulation of protein secretion
Cellular component (GO): SNARE complex; cytoplasm; plasma membrane
Molecular function (GO): GTPase activator activity; myosin II binding; syntaxin binding
Source: RefSeq, a predicted model, not a curated record
AGAAGGUGUGAGUGUGAGAGAGAGAGAGAGAGAGAGAGGGGGGGACGGUGCUGGGGUGGCACGAGCCAGCUGCGAGGCCUGUAGCUCAGCCCCUCACACCCACCGACAAGAGGGAGAGGGGGGGCAAACGGCGCUGAGGGAGGGGGGUCCGACCCCGACCUGACCCCUCCCCCCCCCCCCCACACACCCCCCCCCCCCCCGACAUGUGAGAGGCGGAGGCGAGCAGGCACAGAGCGAGGGCACCAUGAAGAAGUUCAACAUCAGGAAGGUGCUGGACGGCCUGACGGCAGCGGCCGCCGCCUCGUCCUCCUCGUCGCAGCCCUGCCAGCGGCCGCCCGACAGCGACAUCGUCGAGACCCUGUGCUCCGAACACUUCCAGCUCUGCAAAACGGUUCGUCAUGGAUUUCCAUAUCAGCCUUCAGCCAUGGCUUUUGAUCCAGUGCAGAAAAUCCUGGCAAUUGGAACUCAGUCGGGAUCUUUGCGACUAUUUGGGAGACCAGGGGUGGAGUGUUACUGCCAACAUGACAGUGCUGCAGGAGUGAUUCAACUGCAAUUCUUGAUUAAUGAGGGAGCCCUUGUGAGUGCCUUGGCGGAUGAUACCUUGCAUCUCUGGAAUCUACGUCAGAAAAGGCCUGCCAUACUCCAUUCUCUUAAAUUCAACAAAGAAAGGAUAACAUUUUGCCAUCUGCCCUUCCAGAGUAAAUGGUUGUAUGUUGGCACAGAAAGAGGCAAUGUACAUAUUGUCAACGUGGAGUCUUUCACACUCUCAGGCUAUGUUAUUAUGUGGAAUAAAGCCAUUGAACUAUCAUCAAAAACUCACCCAGGAUUAAUUGUUCACAUCAGUGACAACCCUAUGGAUGAAGGCAAGCUGUUAAUUGGUUUCGAAUCCGGAACUCUGGUGUUGUGGGACCUUAAAUCAAAGAAAGGAGAGUACAGAUACAGCUACGAUGAGGCUAUUCAUUCCGUGGCUUGGCAUCAUGAAGGAAAACAGUUUGUUUGCAGCCAUUCAGAUGGUAGCCUUACUAUCUGGAAUGUAAAAUCUCCCAUCAAACCUGCACAAAUUAUUACACCACAUGGAAAGCUGCCAAAAGAUGGGAAGAAAGCAGAGCCUUGCAAACCCAUCCUCAAAGUGGAAUAUAGAACCUGUAAAUCUGGAGAUCCUUUCAUCAUUUUCUCAGGAGGUCUGUCCUAUGAUACAGUAGGCAGAAGACCAUGCUUGACGGUGAUGCAUGGGAAGACCACUGCAGUACUUGAGAUGGACUAUCCAAUUGUCGAUUUUCUCACCCUCUGUGAAACGCCAUAUCCUAGCGAUUUUCAGGAGCCUUAUGCGGUCGUUGUCCUUCUGGAAAAGGACUUGGUAGUUGUGGAUCUUGGACAAAAUGGUUAUCCUAUAUUUGAGAACCCAUACCCUUUGGAUAUACAUGAAUCACCUGUCACCUGUUGCGAGUAUUUUGCUGACUGCCCUGUGGAUUUAAUUCCUGCACUUUAUUCUGUUGGGGCAAAGCAGAAACGGCAAGGAUACAGUAAAAAGGAAUGGCCCAUCAAUGGAGGUAAUUGGGGUUUAGGCACGCAGAGCUACCCAGAGAUUAUUAUUACAGGGCAUGCAGAUGGAUCAUUGAAGUUCUGGGAUGCGUCAGCCAUAACAUUACAAGUUUUGUAUAAAAUGAAAACAUCCAAGGUAUUUGAAAAAUCUCGGAAUAAGGAGGAGAAACCAAACACAGACAUAGUGGAUGAAGACCCUUAUGCCAUUCAAAUAAUCACAUGGUGUCCUGAAAGCAGAAUGCUGUGCGUGGCAGGAGUAUCAGCACAUGUAAUCGUUUACAAAUUCAGCAGACAGGAAGUGACAACAGAGGCUAUUCAGAUGCUCGAAAUACGGUUGCUUUAUGAAAUAAAUGAUCUAGACUCACCAGAAACCGAUCAAAUACCUUCUUUGGGAGCACCAUGCCAGGGGCCAAAUUCUCAGACUGCAAAUUCUCAGUCUCAUCCCUCUACAAGCAGCAGCUCAUCUGAUGGUCUUCGUGAUAACGUGCCCUGUUUAAAAAUUAGAAGUACUCCAUUAAAACAAGGGGCAGGCUAUCAAGCUGAAGUGGUAAUUCAAUUGGUUUGGGUUAAUGGCGAACCUCCACAGCAGAUCAGCAGCCUGGCAGUGAAUUCAUCGUAUGGACUUUUGGUGUUUGGAAACUGUAAUGGCAUUGCAAUGGUUGAUUACAUUCAGAAAACUGUACUACUAAAUCUGGGUACGAUUGAACUAUAUGGAUCAAAUGAUCCUUAUCAGAGGCAACCAAAGUCCCCACGCAAAACACGACAAACUUCAGGAGGUCUCUGUGAUAUUAACGAGGGUUCAACAAAUCUAGAUGACCGCUGCAAGUCUCCCACAUCAGGUUCUACCUCUUCAUGCAAUUCUGAAGAUGAACAAAAAUUGCCUAACUUUAUAGAAAGGGUGAAAAUCAAAAGCAGAAAAUUAUCCAAGACCGUAGUAUCUGAUAUAGCGAAGAUGUCAAGAAAACUAAGCUUGCCGACUGAACUGAAGCCUGACUUGGAGCUUGCAUUUAGGUCAAAGACCAGAGACCAACGCCUUAAUCUCCUGCUUGAAGGAACAAAGCAGCUUAAAAAAAAUAUUUGGAGUAUGACUUCUCUAUGCACACAUUUUUUUAAUGUGAAAGACAACUCUUUCAGCCGUUCCCGGAGUUCAAGUGUUACCAGCAUCGACAAGGAGUCCCGAGAGGCAAUCACAGCUCUUCACUUCUGCGAGACGUACACCCGAAAGGCAGACACCUGUACAUCCCCAUGUUUAUGGGUUGGGACCACACUUGGCACUGUACUGGUCAUAGUACUGAAUCUGCCACCUGGAGGAGAUCAGAGACUUACUCAGCCGGUCAUAGUGUCUCCCAGUGGAACUAUAUUGAGACUAAAAGGUGCAAUUUUGAGAAUCGCGUUUCUGGACACCACCGGAAGCCUCAUCAAUCCAGCACAUGAACCCUGGAGAGAACCAAAUGUGCAAGAAGAGAAGGAUGACAAGGAUAAAUGUAGAAAACUGAGGCCAGUAUCUGUGUCUCCCUCAUCCUCUCAGGAGAUAAAUGAAACCCAGUACGCAGUGAUAUGUUCAGAAAAACAGGCAAAAGUUAUCUCAUUGCCAUCCCAAAACUGUAUUUAUAAACACAACAUAACUGAAACAUCAUUUGUUCUUCGUGCUGAUAUUGUGGGACUGAAUGGAAGCAUCUGCCUUGCAUGCUUCUGUGCAAAUGGACAUAUCAUGACAUUCAGCUUGCCAAGCCUUAGACCACUGCUAGAUGUCAAUUACUUACCACUGACGGAUAUGCGAAUAGCUCGUACUUUCUGUUUCACCAACAAUGGACAGGCUCUAUAUCUGGUUUCCCCUACCGAGAUCCAGCGCAUCACCUACAGUCAGAGCACAUGUGAAAAUUUACAGGAAAUGCUUGGCGAACUAUUCACUCCUGUGGAAACACCAGAAGCUCCAAACAGAGGAUUCUUUAAAGGCUUGUUUGGUGGUGGUGCACAGUCACUGGACAGAGAAGAACUUUUUGGUGAAUCUGCAGCAGGGAAACCUUCGAGGAGCCUAGCUCAGCAUAUCCCAGGGACUGGUGGAAUUGAAGGUGUUAAAGGAGCAGCAUCUGGUGUUGCAGGUGAGCUGGCACGGGCCAGGAUAGCACUUGAUGAAAGAGGACAAAAACUGAGUGAGUUGGAAGAACGAACAGCAGCCAUGUUAUACAGUGCUGACACUUUCUCUAAACAUGCUCAUGAGAUGAUGUUGAAGUGCAAAGAUAAGAAGUGGUACCAGUUCUGAUGACCUUGAUCUAUGCCACCAAACUAAUUAAGCUGGAAGGAGGUUAUCUACAGAUGAUUCUCCCUCUUCAUUUAUUUCUGCAGGACAGGAGGUUCAUCUUUGAGUACUGCUGAUUCCUAGCACAACUCAUAAACUUACCCUCAGUCACAUUGCUUUAAACUGAGGAGGAAACUGAAAACUUGCAACAUGAAGGUGUUUUCUACUGUAACUGUGGGUUGGUGCACAGUGUGGGACCUGAGCAGGGAACAAGGGACACAUGGGGCAGUGCUGGGUUUUCUGUGUUAUUUCACACGCCAAAUGUUUUGUGCUAUUGUCUCUGCCAGUGUUUCACCCAUGGAGCUAUAAAUGUAAUACUGCAUUCACUCCAGAUGCCAACAAAUGCAAAACAAGAGGAUAAAUACGUGUAGCAGAGUAUUGUCAUGAAAAUUCAAACAAUGAUCCAUUUCUGGCCCAAGACAUUAAUUUGCACCUUAUUGGUUUGUGUUCAUUGCUGGUCGGGUGAUGCUGGUUUGCAUCUGACGCUGAUUAGAAGAUGCAGGUUUGGAUCCAACUCCCUCUGGAUGAUACUUGUCUGUCUGAUGCUAGUUAGAUAUUGUGUAUGUCCGCUGGUUGGAUUCUGUCAGUUUACACCCGGUGCUAAUUGAAUGAUAUCAGAUUGUGGCUGUGCUGAUUGGGUGAAUGCUGGUUUAUGUCUGGCAGUAUUUGGAUGAUGAUUUACGUCCAGCGCUUGUUGGUUGAUUAUUGUUUUAUGUCCAGUGAUGAUUGACUGAUAUCAGUUUGUGUUCAACAUUGGUCAGUGUUGAUUUCUGACCCGUGAUGAUUGAUUGAUGUCGGUUUAUCCUCCAAUACUGGUUGGUGGAUGUUGAUUUCUUUCCACUGGUGAUUGGAUUAUGUCAGUUUGUGUAUAAUGCUGGUUGAAUGAAUAAUAUUUUGAUCUGCUUUUAUCCUCAACUAAAUUAUUAGUCAAUGUGGGUUCAUUUCAUGCCAGAUGCUGCCUGUAAUUUUACUCAUGCAGAAAGUAUUGUAAUUAGAUUUGUUACUUCUGUUAAUAUAAGUUUGUAUUUCCCCAUUUAUUAUAAAUAUUGCAAAUCCCAUCUAAACUUCAGUAAUGUCCUUUUAUAUUAAAAAAAAUCACUGCUUCAAUUGGGGUUUGAAUCCACAUAACCAUGAUGCAAAUAAAAUCUUAAUUUUCAUUAAUAGUAUUACGUUGCCAGAUUUUACUCCAGUUUGAAUACUAAUAUUUAUUGUACCCACUCCUGCAUUUAUUACUACUUAGGUUUUAUUGUAUGAAAUUACACCAUUUAGCUGAUUUAAGUCUACAGAAUACUUUGGGUGACCAUGCAAGUAUCUUCACUUGUUCACGGAACAAAUUCUGGUCAAUAGUAAGAACCAUUUUCAUAGCAAAAGUAUGGUUAGAAUCAAGAGGGAGAAAAUUGUAGAUGAAUGUAAUUAGGUGGGAGAAAGAAGUGGUUAGGUUUAACUGAGUGGAUGGCAAAUUAAUGGGACAUUAAAGUUCCUUUAGAAAAACACCUAUAAGCAAGGAAUAUAUGGAAGGUCUUACAUUAGGUCAGCUACCAACAUAAGUUGGUUCUGAUUAUUGUUUAUACCUUGCUUACAUUAUUGUUUAUUGUAGCAUUGUGCUGCAGUACAUGGAGAUCAUAUUUAGUGCAAUACUUUGAGAAUCCCAUGUUGGAAAUUAAAUUGAAUGAAUUUACCUGUGAAGUUGGUCACAGCUGUGUUUUACCUUUGUUUUUGUACAUACUGUAGAUUUAUAUAUUCACCUCCCCCACUUAUGGUCACUUUGCUUUGGCUUUGGUGUGUGACAUCUGCAGUCUUUCCCAUUCAUGAUCAUUGCACAUGUUUUUUCUUGGGUCUUGUGUGGGAAAUUGAAGGCUGAGAUUGUGGAGGAAUGCUGCUGACUCCAGGAGAAACAGCAUUUGGUUAACAAUGAAGCCUAGACUUCGAAUGUAAUAGUGUCCUACUGGUGCAUGUUGCCCAUGCGGUAAAACUGUUGCUCACAAACCUCAGCAACCACAGUGUCUGGAUCAACAUGGCAAAUCACUGCUUUCAAAAUGUAUUCUAUUAGAAAUUCAUGAGCAUUUGUUUCAAGACGAAAUUCUAGCCUUCAGUCAAUAUAAAAUAUUGAUCACUAUCAUUAUCUUCAGUGCAGAAAUGUUUACGUGUUGGGUUAACAUUUGUUGCCAAGCUUUUCAUUCAGUUUUUUUUGCAUUUAUUUUGGUGAUAAUUUUGAUCUUUGUUUUGUUUACAGUUUUUUUUUCAGUUCGUGUUUCAUUGAAAUCUGGAGCACCUCUUUUAAAGUGGCUGCUGCUUGGAUUUCUCCCCUAAUUAUGAAGGCACAAAGCUCCUACAUGGGGAGUUGUACAUACACAAGGGUCUUUAUCCUCUUGAUUAGCAUUUCAGGAUUUCUUUAAUGAAACUGAUUUCUUUUCAGCAUAUUUGAAAAUAUAUAAAUAUGAAGUAUAUGUGUUAAGAAAUAUAUUUCCUUAAACAUGUUUUCAGUGUAGGGUCUGUACUUCAUUUCCCUGAUCUUUUGAUGGAAGUGCACGAAAUUAACUGCUGUUUGUGUGUUACCCGUGAUGUGCAUCAAGUCUGAGUGUUCUGUUAAAUUAAAAGCUAAUGAAGUUGAAUUUGCCGAGUACUUCUGCCAAAUUGUAAUGUUUUUUUCCUGAAAAUUGUUUUUCUAAAAAAAAUUAAAAUAUCCAAUCCAGCUGACAAA